CAAAGAUUUGAAACCCAAACUGCAUACUAUGGGUCAAGUGCAGAGCCAGAGCGAGAGCGAGCGGGGAGAUGCCGCCUCCGUGAAUCAAACUCGUUCCACCGCUACCGCACCCUCGCCCCAGUCCCCUUCGCCGCAGCCUUCCCUUGAUUCUUUAAUUGCCGAAGCUGCAGCAUAUGGUGCAGAAGAUGAGAACGAGUCUCUUGAUGAGCAAGCUCAGAAAGCCUUGGACUGCCCUUGCAUUGCUCAUUUGCGGAAUGGCGCCUGUGGUACACAGUUCUCUAGUGCUUUCCUCUGUUUCCUCAAAAGCACGGCAGAAGAAAAGGGCUCGGAUUGUGUCCACCCUUUUGUGGCUCUGCAGAACUGUAUAAAGGCAAACCCUGGUGCAUUCUCAAAGGACAUCCUUGAUGAUGAUGAAGCCAACAAAGAAGAGGCCAGGAAAGAAGAAACGCCACCACAACAAUAUAAAAUCAUUCCUCCAAUUUGGUCAGCAGAAUCAAAAGGCAAAAAACACAAGUCAUAGGGAUAUUCUCCGUCUUUGCUCCUUCUGGCACUAGGGUUCCCAUUCCUAGCUAUCGAACUCCAGAUAUAGUAGAGAUAGUUUUUCAGCUUCUGACCAUUGAUAUUCUCUUACAACACGUUUGGUUCGCGGAAUAAGCCUGGAAAGGAAUAACCCUGGCCGAUAAAUUAUCUGAUUUGACCUUUCGACUUCCAUAGGAUUAUUUUCUGAAAAAUAUAUAUUUCCCCUCCACAUGUUAGUUAAUGGAGUUUAUAGAAGAAGAAUGUUUUGAUGAUGUUUAAGAGGGUUUUAAUUUAAAUACCAGAGUUUCUAAGGAUAAGAGAACCAUUACUUCUGAAAUUUUGUUAAAACACUGUGAAUAUUUAAGUAACACAAUCAACUGAGGAUGUGAACAUGAAAAAAUGGGUUACUUGUUUUA
This is a messenger RNA of Ipomoea triloba (trilobed morning glory), 935 nucleotides long. Its product is annotated as mitochondrial intermembrane space import and assembly protein 40 homolog. Gene Ontology annotation, molecular function: protein-disulfide reductase activity. NCBI's taxonomy places the organism in Eukaryota, Viridiplantae, Streptophyta, Magnoliopsida, Solanales, Convolvulaceae. The transcript is spliced from 4 exons. The record is from RefSeq and is a predicted model, not a curated record. Gene Ontology annotation, cellular component: mitochondrial intermembrane space. Gene Ontology annotation, biological process: protein import into mitochondrial intermembrane space. The coding region runs from base 29 to 520 and encodes 163 amino acids.